Molecule: messenger RNA, 1334 nt
Organism: Zingiber officinale
Lineage: Eukaryota; Viridiplantae; Streptophyta; Magnoliopsida; Zingiberales; Zingiberaceae
Product: ABSCISIC ACID-INSENSITIVE 5-like protein 2
Exons: 3
Coding region: 442-1230 (262 amino acids)
Biological process (GO): positive regulation of DNA-templated transcription
Cellular component (GO): nucleus
Molecular function (GO): DNA-binding transcription factor activity
Source: RefSeq, a predicted model, not a curated record
GACAGGAACUUGUUCUUUUCACCUUUCAAGGUUGACCCUUAUCAACGAAUGAGAGGUUUCACGAGAAUUAAGAAAUGGAAUUUGAUGGCCAAGUUUUACUGGUGUUCCUCACUUAGCUUAAGCCAUAUACAAAGCCCAUAACCCACAGUUGCUCUCUCUUGGGACUCUCUAUCCACCAAUUGGCACGUUUAGUACCCGCCAAGUGUUUUUCCAUUGGGAAGAUGGCUGCUUCUUGUUUUGCUGCUGCUGCAAGAUUCUGAUCUGGCCCCGUCAGUUGUGCCAUACUUCUCGUUUCUUAAUUCAUGCUCGGUUCUUUGGCUUGAUUCCUCCGAGACAGAGUAGUGAAAUUGCACUGGAUAGUGACAUCUUGUGGGAAAAUUUUAAAAUCCUCUGUUGCAACUUAGACUUGGAGGAAUCGAGCUAUUCGAGCACCGGCAGCGAAUGGGCAUGGCCAUGGCAACUCAGGGCGCCGGCAGAGCUCAGCAAGAUGCGCAAUCCCAGAGCUUGAGCAGGCAGGGCUUAGACUGCAACCUCACUCUCGACCAAGUUCAGGACCACCUCGGCGGGCCCUUGCUCAGCAUGAACCUCGAAGACCUCCUCCGAAACGUCUUCCCCGCCGGCAAGGACAGCCGCUCCCCCGCGGCCGACUCCGGCGCCGGCGCCAUGAGAAAGAAGACGGUGGACGAGGUGUGGAGGCACAUCCAACGGGGGAAAGAGAAGGAGAGGCAGCAGCCACGUCUAGGGGAGAUGACUCUGGAGGACUUCUUGUGCAGGGCCGGAGUGGCCGGAGACGAGACAAACGAGGGCUGCGGGAAUAAGAUUGUGUUGGGCCCGACGGAGCACUCGUUGCACCACUGCCAUCCCCAGAAGCAGGAGCAGACCGUCAUGGGAAGAAACUACGUGUGUCAGCCGCCUGCGCCCCAGCCACAGGCUGCCGACUCCUCGCCAUUUGAUCCGCAAACGCCGAGGCGGAAAAGGGGGCGCUUCGAAGAUGUGGCCAAGAAGAAAGUGGAGCGAAGGCAGAAGAGAAUGAUCAAGAACCGGGAGUCGGCUGCCCGUUCUCGAGCUAGGAAGCAGGCUUACACCAAUGAAUUGGAGAAGAAAGUUUCCAGCCUCGAAGAAGAAAAUCAAAGGUUGAAGCAGCAAAAGGAGUCGGAUGCUAUGAUCCAGUUUAUUCCGCAGCCUUACCCGAAGCAACAACUACGUCGAACAAGUUCAGCACCUGUCUGAUCCAAUCGGGGAGGGAGUUGUGUGAUUUAGCUUAUUGAAUUUGUAUGGAGACUACUUGUUUGCAUGCUGAAUCAGUUACAGACCUGCCCUUGAAAUAUUGGAUU